This is a messenger RNA of Recurvomyces mirabilis, 612 nucleotides long. RefSeq lists its product as uncharacterized. Bases 1 to 612 code for a protein of 203 amino acids. Gene Ontology annotation, cellular component: plasma membrane. Gene Ontology annotation, molecular function: transmembrane transporter activity. The transcript is spliced from 2 exons. Gene Ontology annotation, biological process: transmembrane transport. The record is from RefSeq and is a predicted model, not a curated record. Lineage: Eukaryota; Fungi; Ascomycota; Dothideomycetes; Mycosphaerellales; Teratosphaeriaceae.
AUGUCCUCAAGCACUACGCCUAUACCAGAGAAGAGCGACACAAUCAUGAGUCAUCAGUCCGUAGAAAAUGGCCAGGACCAAGCGUGGGGUGACCUCCAAGUCCUCAAUGUCGCUGGCGCAGCGGGACUGAAGCUUGCCAAAGAUGGGAAGACAGUACUGAUCCCGCAGCCAUCUGACAAUCGCACAGAUCCGCUUAAUUGGACUUGGGGCAAGAAGCAUCUCGUCCUGCUAUCACUCCUCCUGGCAUCACUACUGACCGAUUUUGGCAUGACCUACGGUUCUGCUGUGUUCGUUCAGCAAGCCAUGAGCUUCAGUUUGAGCGUGCCAGCUAUGGCGAAUUCUAUCAGUGGUGCGCUCUUCCUGCAAGGCCCUGGAGGGCUGUUUGCAAUGCCGCUUAUCCAGCGAUACGGACGCCUCCCAGUCCUGUUCUGGUCCCAGUUACUCUCCGCCAUCUGGGUGAUGGGAGCUGCUUUGGCUCCUAAUUAUGCGGCUUUCACGGCAUUCAGAGCUUUGCAAGGCUUCUGCGGCACUGCACCUCAAGUUAUUGGCUUGAGCGAGAUCCAUGACCUGUAUGCAGCAACGACCAGCCGUAGCCGAGCAUACGCUCGCUGA